This is a messenger RNA of Conger conger (European conger), 2698 nucleotides long. RefSeq names its product PI-PLC X domain-containing protein 1-like. Lineage: Eukaryota; Metazoa; Chordata; Actinopteri; Anguilliformes; Congridae. The coding region runs from base 317 to 1297 and encodes 326 amino acids. The transcript has 6 exons. Gene Ontology annotation, molecular function: phosphoric diester hydrolase activity. Gene Ontology annotation, biological process: lipid metabolic process. The record is from RefSeq and is a predicted model, not a curated record.
UAAUGAACUACUGCUCUUAUAUCACGUGAUGGAUGCAUGGUUCUCGUUUUUUUGGCAUGCAUAUACUGCGGAAGCAUUGUACGUUUGUUUAUCAAUGUUUCAUAAAUACUGGGCCAUCACUGAUCUUCAUCGACAUCGCGCUGUAGCUAAAGGCUAACGACUGCUAGUGCUGUUUUGGAUGAAUACAUGUAUUGCCUAAUCGAUUUCCUCACGCCGAACGGAUAGGCGACCUAUGCAUUGUUCUUACGUGUAUUUAUGUCUUACGUGACAUUGUCCGUAAUAACACUGACGGUAUUUGCUAUCGUGCACUGAAAGUAUGGCGGAUGAAACGGCAGCACUUUGCAGAGACAUUAGCAUCAAACCGCAGGACCAUGCGGACUGGAUGUCCCAGCUACCAGAGAUACUACGGGAUGAACCCCUGUACAACCUCGCUAUCCCAGGCAGCCAUGACACUAUGACCUACUGCUUGGACCUGAGUUCCCCACUGCAGGAGUCGAUGCCCCAUGCGCUGAAAGUACUGGACCGAAUUAUUCCCUGCAUCAUCCGGCCGUGUUUGUCAAAGUGGAGCACCACUCAGGUGCAGAAAAUCUCUGCCCAGCUAGACAUUGGGAUAAGGUACUUUGAUCUCAGGAUCGCCCAUAAGGAGCAUGACACCACCAAGGCCCUAUACUGUGCCCAUGGUGUUUACACUCUCCUGACAGUGAAGGACGCACUCAAGGACAUCGCAGAGUGGCUCACCUCCCACCCGAAGGAGGUGCUGCUCCUCGCCUGCUCCACGUUUGAAGGGAUGAACACAGUCCUGCACCAAGACUUAAUUCUCUUUCUGAAGAGCCUGUUCGGAAGCAAGAUCUUCCCAAGAACAUGUGAGAAACCUGCUACCCUGGCAACGUUCUGGAAGCUGGGCCACCAGGUCAUUAUCUCUUAUGAUCACUCGGCUGCCUCUGGUCACGAGGAGCUGUGGCCAAAAAUCCCGUACUGGUGGGCGAACCAGAUCGACCCUAGUGGGGUCCUCUCUUAUCUGAAGGAACAGCAGAAGGGCGGAAGGCCAGACGGAUUCUUCGUGGCAGGCCUGAACCUUACUGAAGACACCAAGUAUAUCCUCACACAUCCCUGCCAGUCCAUUAAGUCUCUGACGCUCCAGAGUUCCCCUCAGUUUUUGGACUGGGUCAAGGAGCAGUCUCCCGGACCGGGCUCCGCCUGUCUGAAUAUCAUCUGUGGGGAUUUUGUUGGCAACAGCGAUUUAGUUUCCAUUGUCAUUGACCUCAAUAACAAACUUGCCGAGAGACUGACUUCAUGAUGCAGCGCCAACCCAAUAAUAACCUGAAGUAUAGUAUUUUAUACUUCAGAAUACUUUUAAGUGGAUGUAAAGUGUAUAUCAAGAAUGAAGAGUAUACUUUUUCACACGGGAAGAUAAAUUCUACAUUUCCUGGUGGAGUUUUUGGGGCAUAGUAGGUGAGAUGGUGGUUGCAUUCAAAGUAGUUCAAAGUGCUUUAAUUCCCAGCUUUGACACAUUGGCCUUUCUCAGCCCUGCUGUUUAACACAAUGCAGAGUAAUGCUCGCCCACUCAUACUUAUAAAGGGAUAAAUGGUGUUACAAAUAGACAUCUUUGGCACAGGAAACAACUGCCAAGCUGGACGCAUCCGUAGAGCAAACCGCCUGAACACUUUCAGACUUUUUUUCAGGCUUCCCCCGUUCGUUUCCUGUCACAAGAGCAGAACUGGUGGGUUAAGACGCAGUCAGUAGUAGUAUUCUGUUGUGAUCACAGGAGUACAGUUUCUGAGCCGGAAACAGUGAAGAUGAAAACAGUUAAAAGACAAUGAAGGCUCCCUUGUUUGUUCCCUUUCAGAAGAGCAGAACUGGUGGGUUAAGAUGCAGUCAGUAGUACUAUUCUGUUAGGAUCACAGGAGUUCUGAACCGGAAACAGUGAAGACGAAGAGACAAUGAUGGUGGCAUCGCCGUGUUACUGAUAUAAAAUGAGCCCCUUUGGUUUGGACAUGCUUCGCAGCUUCAUACAGCCCUCAUUCAUAUUCUUUGUAUUAUUUAGUGAGUCCAUAAAUCAUAGGAACAAUAUUUUGACACAUCACAGCAAUAAUAAAACACUGCACUUUACUUUUCUAUUUUUAUUUAUUUAUUUACUAAAAUCUGUGAUUAAUUUGUUACUCUUGCUCCUGUCAGCAUUUCUAUCCAAGUUUACAUUCUCUUUUUUAAGUGCAUUAAGCACUGUUUGCACAUCUGUGUUGUGCUGUGCUGUGCUGUGCUGUGCUGUGCUGUGCUGUGUCGUGUCCCUACCUCCCUGUGAACCUUAAUUGUUGUCUCUGUGACUUGCUUUGUGUAUCGGUAUUUUUAGUUGGCUAGGUAAGCAGUGUUUGGAUAGUUGACUUUGGUCACUUUUGCUCUGUUUGUUUGUUUCUUUUGUUCUAAAAAAAGAAAGAAAAAAAAAGACCCUCGUCCUUGUCUUUGUUGUACAGGUAGCAGCUGAAAUUGUACUUCCCUCUAGGGUCUUUCAGCGAACUUAUCCCUGGUUAUGGGUAUGCACUUUGUUGUACGUCGCUCUGGAUAAGAGCGUCUGCCAAAUGCCAAUAAUGUAAUGUAAUGUAAUGUGAAUAUUAAUCGCUUCAUUUAUAUGUUCUUGCUCAUUGCUUCGUGUUUUAAUCGUUGUUUUCAUUGUGCCAAGUGAAAUAUAUUACUCAGUAUGAUA